Pseudomassariella vexata is the source of this 921-nucleotide messenger RNA. RefSeq names its product cytochrome c/c1 heme-lyase. Gene Ontology annotation, cellular component: mitochondrion. Gene Ontology annotation, biological process: cytochrome c-heme linkage. NCBI's taxonomy places the organism in Eukaryota, Fungi, Ascomycota, Sordariomycetes, Amphisphaeriales, Pseudomassariaceae. The coding region runs from base 1 to 921 and encodes 306 amino acids. The record is from RefSeq and is a predicted model, not a curated record. The transcript has 2 exons. Gene Ontology annotation, molecular function: holocytochrome-c synthase activity.
AUGCCCGAUUCAAAAACAGCAGAUGUGUGUCCGGUAGACCACACAAGUCGGCAGGCUUGGCUAUCGCAAGCCAAGUCUGCGCAAGCGGAAUCGAAAACGGUCCCUCGGCAGCAUCCGCCAACGUCUAAAGAUGAGGAGGAAGCUUGUCCCGUGGACCACAAGGCACGCGAGGCAUGGUUGCAGCAAGCCCGAGCUGCAUCAGAAAGCACAGCAGCAAAACCGGCGCAACCAACUCCAUCACAACCACAACCACAGCCGCAAGCGGCCUCGUCUUCAUGGGCGUCCUCUUUACGCUUGUGGAUACCCUUCUCCUCCUCCUCGUCCACAUCCUCGCCAUCCACAACACCAUUUCGACCGACGCCAUCACUAGGCACUGACCGCGUAAUCUCCACGAUACCGCGUUCCUCGACCCCUGGCGAAGCCGCCUGUCCGCCAGCGAAUCAAGAACUAGAAACAGGCUCGGAUAGCAAGACAGGGAACUGGAUCUACCCAUCCGAGAAGAUGUUCUUCGAGGCUAUGAAACGGAAAGGCCACGAUCCGCAGUCGACGGAUAUGCAGACGGUCGUGCCUAUCCACAAUGCAGUCAACGAGCGAGCGUGGGCUGAGAUCAAGAAGUGGGAGGGUCCUUGGGUCAAGGAAUCGAGUUGCGACGGCCCUCGGUUACACUCAUUCUCUGGUUUAGGAAGCACCAAGCUGUCACCUAGGGCACGAAUCAAUACAAUGCUGGGGUACAGCGCACCUUUCGACCGUCAUGACUGGGUGGUCGAUCGGUGUGGGAAAGAGGUCGAAUACAUCAUCGACUUCUAUGCCGGGAAAAGCACCGGUGAUGGCAGGCCUUCCUUCUACCUCGACGUACGGCCAAAGUUGAACAGCUGGGAGGGUAUUAAAAUGCGCGCAACGCGUGGUUUGGGUGUUGUAUGA